AUGACUGUUUUCGCUUGGUUCUCGAGACGCGUGGGUGGUUUGAGCCUGAUUGCCCUGCUAAUCCUCACCUACUGGGUGCUUUCACACGAGUACACCGCCGCUCGACGACUCAUCGCACCCGAUUCCUCGGACAAGACACCUGCAUCACGGUUCAGCUAUGGCGCCGGCAUCUGGUCCUAUGCCUUCGCCUACUACUCCCUGUUUGUUCACUUCCUCGUCUUCAUUGCGCCGAUCCGCGCGUGCAUGGCCGUGUGCGACAUUACCGCCUGCUUGAGAAAGGAUGCCCGCCUGCAUGCAAUCCGUGACUACAAGAUGCACCGGCCUCGCCGCGAGUCACAGACAUCUAUUUCAAGCUCCGAAACUCUGACAACGGAGCGAUUGAGCAUUUCUGCUUCCUCAGUUGAGCCCAUGAGCGACAUUGAGCUAAGCUCCAUGUCCGAGUCCGAGGAGCCGACCGCAGACAGUGUAAUUCACGCCAUCAUCAUCCCCAAUUACAAGGAAGAAAUCGACACCCUCCGGGAGUCUCUGGAAGUCCUGGCAUGCCAUCCUCACGCGGCCAUGACUUAUGAUGUCUACCUAGCCAUGGAGCAGCGAGAGGCCAAGGGAGAAGCUAAGGCUCUUGAGCUAAUACAGGAAUUUGGGAGGAAGUUCCGUCGCAUGGACUACACCACACACCCCAGCGACAUUCCCGGUGAAGCUGCCGGAAAGGGAAGCAACAUGGCCUGGGCAGCCAAGAAGCUCAGUGAGAAGUACUCGAUGAAGUCACGCAACAAUGUCGUCAUCACAAGCAUGGACUCCGACAGCCACCUCGCGGCCAAGUACUUUUCCGAAAUCACCAACCUGCACCUCUCCCACCCAGACACGGCCCUCACCACGCUCUACGCGGCGCCCAUCAUCUUUGACCGCAACGCACACAGCGUCCCCGCGCUGGUCCGUACGGCCGACGUGCUGUGGUGCGCCGCCGGCAUGUCCGGCCUGUACAACGGGUCCGUCCUCUCGCCGCCGACCUCGGUCUACUCCGUCCCGCUCGCGCUCGUCGACCGCGUCGGCGGCUGGGACACGGACGCCGAGGCCAUUGGCGAGGACCUGCACAUGUUCGUCAAGUGCUUCUUCGCGACCAACGGCCACCUGACAUGCCGCACCGUCAUGAGCCCCGUCAGCCAGAGCAACAUCACCUCCGGCAGCGGUGCCGGCAUCCGCGGCGCCGCUCGCGACGUCUGUGCCCGGUACAACCAGGCGUUGCGACACAUGUGGGGGGCGCUCGACUCGGGCUUCGCGCUGCGGCAGGGCGCCCGGCUGUGGCGAGACCGCAAGCUGACCGCGCGGCGCUUCCGGCCGCUGCACCAGACCACCGGCGACGAGGCGUCGGACUUUUACCUGCCGGACUCCGCCGAGGCCGCGGCGGAGGAGGGCGGCGUCUUCUCGGACGUGGUGCAGGAGACGGUCCGGGCCCCGCACUGGGAGCGCAUCUUCUACAUGUACCACCGGCUGUUCGAGGCGCACUUUUUGCCCGUGCACAUGGCCGUGCUCGUAGUGGCCUCGGGCGCCUGGGCCUGGGUCACCGAGGGCAGCGGCGACCCCAACGGGCUCAACUGGACCUUCACCGUGGCGGCGAUCCUGCGCACCGUCGGCUUCAUGGCCAUCGGCGCGUACCUGUUCCUGUACGAGAGCUACCACCGGCUGGCGGUCAAGGCGCGGGAGCGCGAUAUGCGCCACGCCGGGCUGGACGCGGGCAUGUCCUUCUCCCACCGCAGCUUCAGAAAUAACAUCCUCGACUACACGCUGAUCCCGCUGGUGGCGCCGCUGUACGGCACGGUGCCGGCGAUGCAGGCGGCGGUGGCGCAGCUGUGGACGGUGAAUCUUGUAUAUCAGGUCAGCAAGAAGGAGAGUCGACAAAAGGUCGAGAAGCCCUCCGUCGCUGACAUGGCCUAA
Cordyceps fumosorosea ARSEF 2679 is the source of this 1932-nucleotide messenger RNA. RefSeq lists its product as hypothetical. Lineage: Eukaryota; Fungi; Ascomycota; Sordariomycetes; Hypocreales; Cordycipitaceae. Bases 1 to 1932 code for a protein of 643 amino acids. The transcript has 3 exons. The record is from RefSeq and is a predicted model, not a curated record.